AUGACCCACCUGGUCAUCCAAUUCCUAUUUUAUCUAUUAGCAUUAGUAUCUGGGGUCUUUGGGUUUGAGUUCACGACUUCUUUCGAUGACUGGGUGGGCAACACAACAUACACGAUUUCUUGGAAUGCAUCGGUCUCCGAUCCUAGUAUCUAUGACCUUACUUUGGUUCAGCCUCGCGAUAUGUAUAGUGUGGGUAUAAAUCCGGUCAUCUCAUGGCCUACUCAGUGGUCCAACAAGUAUGCAAUUCAAAUUCCUCGAUUUGGCGACCGGACUAUUCAAGUUCCCCUUGAUUCGAACGUUUGGCCAGGGAUGUACUAUUGGCGUAUGGAUAGCGCGAAUGGGUCAGUGCCACUCAGCAAGACAUUCCUGAUAUCGAGUUCGAGUGGUAGCACCAGCCCAACCACGAUAACCUCCUUCGUUCCGGUGACAGCUACUGGAGAUGUUGUUCAAACAACAGAUGGGAAAACUGUUACUCACAGAUCCUCAGAGGUCUACUCUUCGGCGAUUAUAUACACGACAGUUAUCGUUGUUUCCGAUGGUGGUAAUGGCUCACCCUUGGGAAAAACUCCCAUGAUAAUAGGAAUGGUAUUGGCCCUCAUCUUCCUGAUAACUUUGCCCAUCCUUGUAUGGCUUCUCCUUCGCUACCGUCGUCGUCCCUCCCAAUCUUUUGAAAAGGAUAAACCCACUCCGAUAGAAUUAGGAGGGAUCCCCAAUUCUAGUGUUCCAGACCUCGCGCCUUCAAACGCCUCAGUAGUUAGCUCCACCAUCACUCCGGCAAGAUCUACCAGAACUACUACUCGACAAGUUUGGGCUAUUGUUGACGGCGAGAAACAACUGGUAACUAUCUCUCAGGAUCCAACGCCAUCGCAAAUACGGUGGAACCCAAUCCCUUUGCCGACCCUCUACACCGAACUCCCCUAA
Messenger RNA from Rhizoctonia solani, 921 nucleotides. RefSeq names its product GPI-anchored domain-containing protein. The coding region runs from base 1 to 921 and encodes 306 amino acids. The transcript has 7 exons. Lineage: Eukaryota; Fungi; Basidiomycota; Agaricomycetes; Cantharellales; Ceratobasidiaceae. The record is from RefSeq and is a predicted model, not a curated record.